Molecule: messenger RNA, 1960 nt
Organism: Plectropomus leopardus (leopard coralgrouper)
Lineage: Eukaryota; Metazoa; Chordata; Actinopteri; Perciformes; Serranidae
Gene: ccdc24
Product: coiled-coil domain containing 24
Source: RefSeq, a predicted model, not a curated record
CCCCUGGCAACUGGAGUGUUUAGCCUGGAUACUGCAGCCAGGCUACAUACAAGUUGGAUUACCAUUCCUAUGCAGGCUCCUGAUAGAAACCAGCUCUGGUGCCCUGGUCAGUCCCUGUGGAGCCUGAUCACUGAACAUGCUCCUGAUUCAGAGCUGCCAAAGAUCCACACAGCGCUGGGCCACGCCCUGAUUGACAUGUACACAGAGGUGCACACUGAGGCGGACAUGUGGCACAAGAUGUGGCAGGCAAGCCAUCAAGGAAACAGCGGGAGCAGAGCAGGAACCCCUCUCCCACGUCAGCAGGUGUCCCCUCUAGCUGACCCUCCUGCAGUCAAAGAGCUGGUGAGAGCUGAGGUCAAGAUGUUACUUCAGACUCUCAGAGAAAGAGCCAGCAGCGAGGGAAGAGAUGGUGAGGAGCUCUUGUCUCGGUACAAACCUGAGACAGUAGACUACGCCCUGAGUUACCUUGACAGCUGUAGCAACCCUGGAGACACUGAUAAUGGAAGCAGGCCGAGCUCUCACUGUUCUAAUGCUGAAGAUGAGAUUGAGGCAUUGAGAGACAAGCUAAAUGUCACUGACCUUGACCAGGUGGUGGACCGCCUCAGGUGUGUCAUGACGGAGGAAUGCGAAGCGUUGAAGAGGCUGGUGAAGCAUUUUAAGGAAAAUUUUAAACAAAAGUGUCGGAGUCAAUGUGAAUCUGAUAAAUCAGAGCCGACGCUUGCAGAGUUGAGAGAGCUGAGAGGAGCUGUACAAAUGGACUUAGAGCUCUACCCCUCCUCACUUGCUGCUCCGGCAUCAUCCUCCCCCCCUCGCCCUGUGAAAGAACUGAAAAACAGAAUCAGACUGUCGGCAAGCCAAGCAAUUUGUGGUGAGAAUCUGCAAGCUUUAAAUGCCACAUCAGCUCUAAGACCAAAUCCACCUCCUCCUCGGUGCCACAGUACACCCAAGCCACCACCCGGCGCUCCUCCUAACAAGACCUCUUCAUCAGUGAAACUCAUUAAUAGUUCUGCACUGUCUAAUACUCAUGGGCAGCACAGAAGCGCAUCCACUGGACCUAGGAAAACACAAACACCUUUCUGCAACAGGAUUGCCACUCCUGUGCAUGUGAACAGCCACUUCACCAUUUCACUCUCACAGUCUUGCAGUGACCCGAUGAUAGUUAAAACUGUACAUGACCACAGUCAUUCUCCAGAGCAAGAUGGUAGUGGUCUCCACCACAGGACCCUGACUUCUAGUCCUACUUUUGAAAUAAAAUCUCAGAGAAACUCUCCCAUUCAGGACACCCACCUGUCAUCCCAUCGCUGUAUUCACAGCCUGAGCAGAAAUUGUGAUUUGUCACCACAAACAGAAAGAAAACCUCCUCACUGUGGUGCAGGCAGUUACAAUAGUACUGAGCAUUCUGUGUCAACGACGGGGAAAUCAAAGACACAAAAUGGGCAACAGAAUAGCACCUGCGAAGGUAGUUUAGUAUCAACAACAGCACAGACAGAUAAUGACAGGCGGAAGAGUUCUUCUGAGAGUUUUUAUUCUCCGGUUGGCUUUAGGAAGAGCAACAAUGGAACCGACAGAACUGGUCAUCUUGAAAAGGAGCAGCAAAGCCAUCCAGCGUCAUUACGGACUCAAGGACAAUUAUUUACUUCCCCCAAAAGACCACUUGAGAGCACCACAAGUCAGCUGAAAGGUGUCCAAGAGACAAAGACAGAGCUGGAGUUUAUUAACAGGUUUUACCAACCAGUCCCUCCUGCAAGGGUGUCAACAUGAGGUCGGCCUCUGACCAGACAUAAGUUAGUCUGAUAGGUCUGUUGAAGUAAAAAUGUAAGGAAGGUUAACUAAAUUAUUGAACAUACUGUGUCCUCUGGAGAUGUCUUCCUUUUUACAUAGUGACAAAACAUCACAGAAUCACUAUUAUAUUUUGGAACAUGAUUAGUGCAUACAUUUUUUUUCCUCUGGAUUAAUUUCA